Molecule: messenger RNA, 3619 nt
Organism: Arachis ipaensis
Lineage: Eukaryota; Viridiplantae; Streptophyta; Magnoliopsida; Fabales; Fabaceae
Source: RefSeq, a predicted model, not a curated record
GAAUGGACAGAGACAAAGAGUCGUCAGAGAGAAUAUAGCAUAAGAGCAUCAAAUAUGGAAUCUGUUCCUUGCCCUUCUUGCUUAACAAACGCACCAAGGAAAGCAAGCAAGCUAUCAACAUGAACAUGAAGGUACUUAAUUUUUUUAAUAUUACCACUCCCCAACCAUCAUGGUCGUUAACGUAUCUGCAACUAUCUCUCUCCAUGAAAACGAAACACACAACUCCACCCAACACUGCCACGUUUCAUUCUCCCUAAUACAAAUAGAGAAAAUAGUCUAUCUCCCCCUACAUACCCUUUAUUUAUUACACGGUAAAUGAAGCGCUUACAGCCAAGAAAAAAUGUACAUUUGACUAUCCCAUAACAUAAUUUAUUAAAAAGUGCGGCUCCUGCUGACGCAAGCUGUUGGAGCAUCUAGAUCUUAGACAGCUAAAAGAAGUUUCCUCUCUUACUCACUCUCUCUCUCUCUCCAAGUGAGGAGAGCAAUUUGCGGAAACCAAAACCCAGACAUGAAUUGGGGGAAACAAAACUUAACAACCACCCAAAGCCACGCGAAUUCAGCAUGAAAUUCAAUUUCAAACCACAUCACUCUCUCUUCUUAAUUAUCAUAAUCUCACUUUUGUCCAUAUUAUCCCUCGCUAAACCCCUCAAUGAAUCUCACAUUACACGAAGAAUCCUCCACCAACCACUUUUCCCCGCCGCUUCAGCGCCACCACCCUCGCCUGCUCAAUUGCCACCGCCGGUGGACACUCCACCCACUCCGGACACCAACAUUCCAUUCUUCCAUGAGUAUCCGACUGGACCACCACCGGAUCAGACGCAAUCAGCGCCAUCAACACCUUCCAACACCACCAUCGCCAACCCGACGGCCACGCAGCCGACCAAGGGGACAAAGAAGGUGGCAAUUGCCAUCUCCGUCGGAAUUGUGACGCUUGGGAUGCUCUCGGCGCUGGCGUUCUUCUUGUACAAGCACAGGGCCAAGCACCAUGCGGAGACACAGAAGCUCGUCGGUGGAAACUCGCAGAGGAACUUGGAUGAUUCGAGAGCGCCACCGCCAUCGAGCUUUCUCUACAUUGGGACCGUGGAGCCCACGCGCACCAACGCGAGUGAGCCAAUCAGGUCGCCGUAUCACAAACUAAAUUCCGUUAAGCGGUCGGAUCGGUACCGUCCGAGCCCCGAGCUGCAGCCAUUGCCGCCUCUCAGUAAACCUCCCGACGGGAAUUUCCCGCCGGCGGUGUCACCGUCUUCGUCGUCCGACGAGGAGAGCCACGACACGGUGUUUCACUCGCCGCAGAACUCGUCGGUUAGAGAUGACGACGGGUACUACACGCCAGUUUCGCGACAGAGUUAUCUGUCCAACGGUAACCCCGCGGCCGUGGCGCCCACGGUGAGGAAGGAAGCCAAUUCUUCGACGCCGACUCCGGUUCCGUUCUCGAAGAGGACUUCACCAAAGUCGCGAUUGUCUGGUCCGUCGCCGGAUGUAAGACACGUCAUCAUACCGCCUAUGAAGAAGGCUCCGCCGCCACCGGUAAAGGAUGAGGAAGAGCAUGUGGCUUUGGGACAUUCUAGAAAGCCAAAGUUCUCAGCUCCUCCCCCAGCACCGAAUUUGACGCAUCUUCAGUCAACACUCACAAACACACCCCCGCACGUGAUUGGGAACCCACUUAAUCAUCGGCCACCACCACCACCACCACCUCCUCCUCCUCCACCCCCGCGGAAAACAGGGUCUCCGGGAGUAAGUGUUUCCUCAUCUUCUGUAUCGAGAAAGCAACAGUCUCGUUCUCCAACUGAAGGGAAUCGCGAGGCUUCUAUUUCUGGUGUUAGGGUGAGUAAAAGUUCAGAGCAAAAUGGAAAUGGAAACGGAGACGGUGAGAAAAGUUAAAAGCUUUGCAUUGGGAUAAGGUCCGUGCUUCCUCAGAUCGUGUUACUGUGUGGGACCAGUUAAAAUCCAGUUCCUUCCAAUUGAAUGAGGACAUGAUGGAGUCUUUAUUUGGCUGUAAUGCCACUAACUCUGCCCCUAAAGAACCUCCUAAGAAAACGGUUCUGCCUUCCAUUGAUCAUGAGAACAGGGUGCUUGACCCCAAGAAGUCUCAGAACAUAGCUAUACUACUCAGGGCACUAAAUGUCACCAGGGAUGAGGUCUCCGAAGCUCUUUUAGAUGGGAAUCCUGAAGCUUUGGGUGCUGAGCUAUUGGAAACACUAGUAAAGAUGGCUCCUACUAAAGAGGAAGAGAUAAAACUCAAAAACUACAAUGGUGACCUCUCAAAACUUGGGUCAGCGGAAAGGUUUCUUAAAGCUGUGCUUGAUAUCCCUUUUGCCUUUAAGAGGGUUGAAGCUAUGCUAUAUAGGGCUAACUUUGAUUCAGAAGUCAACUAUCUCAGGAAGUCUUUUCAAACCCUGGAGGCAGCAAGUGAGGAAUUAAGGAACAGCCGGUUAUUCCUCAAACUCCUUGAAGCUGUUCUCAGAACAGGAAACAGAAUGAAUGUCGGCACCAAUAGAGGCGAUGCCAAAGCUUUCAAACUUGACACACUCUUAAAACUUGUAGAUAUAAAGGGAACAGAUGGAAAGACCACAUUGCUUCACUUUGUGGUCCAGGAGAUUAUUAGAUCUGAAGAUGGAGGCGGGGAAUCCGCGAAUGGUAGUGUUCAGAACCAAAUGGAUUCCAAAUUUAAUGAGGACGAGUUUAAGAAGCAAGGAUUACAAGUUGUGGCUGGGCUGAGUAGAGACCUUAGUAAUGUUAAGAAAGCAGCAAGAAUGGAUUCAGAUGUCUUAAGCAGCUAUGUUUCGAAGCUCGAAACAGGGCUUGAUAAAGUGCGACUGGUAUUGAAAUAUGAGAAGCCAGAUACGCAGGGGAAUUUCUUCAACUCCACAAAGCAAUUUCUGAAAUAUGCUGAAGAAGAAAUCACGAGGAUUAAGGCUGAUGAGAAGAAGGCCUUGUUCCUUGUGAAAGAAGUAACAGAAUACUUCCAUGGGGAUGCAGCAAAAGAAGAAGCCCACCCUUUCAGAAUCUUUAUGAUUGUAAGAGACUUCCUAAAUAUUCUGGAUUUGGUCUGCAAGGAAGUGGGAAGGAUGCAUGAUAGAAUUGUCGGCUCCGCGAGAUCAUUCCGCAUAGCCGCAAGUGCACCAUUACCUGUUCUCAACAGGUACAGUGCAAAGCAGGAUACAAGCUCGGACGAGGAAAGCUCAUCCCUCUAGUAUUGUGAAUACAAAAAGAAAGUAACAGGGAACAUAAAUGAAUGUUUUUGGGAAUAUUUUAGUUUAAAACCAUUUUUACAAUGGCAAAAGGAUUUUACUAGUAAAUCGAGAAGUAUAACCAUAUCUUAGAUUUGAACAUCAAAAUCCUUAGCAACACAGUUGGGAUAAAGAUGGGUUGGCAGAGUUUCAAUGCCACCUGAAAGCUUAGAUGAAAAAUUUCAAAUGGGAAGUGCAAAGGGAAAGGGGGAUGCAUUGUUUUGUUUCUUUCAACUAUGCAGCAGUAUGCUAUAGUCGAAAUAGGUUACGUUAGAUUAAUGAGUUCCACACUUGCUCAUAUUGUAGAAUGUUUUCAUUUCACCCAAGAGGCCUCUUAUAUGUAUUUUUUGAAUCAAUUAUUAAUAAUAAUGAAUAUCAGUUUAUUUAUC